AGCCACCCUGUUUCGCACAUCCUAAAGCAGCAUACAUAUUGGCCCGCCGGUCGGCCGCCGAUCAACUUUUCAGCCGGUGAUAUGUGCACCUUAGAGAAACGCGGCAACAUCUUCUUGUUAACGUUAACAGGUGAUGACGAGCACCGGUUGAACCCGACCCUCAUCGCCUCCAUCAGGUCGGCUUUAGCUGAAGUCAAGUCUCAAGCCACCGAAGGCUCCGUUCUUAUCACAUCGGGUCAGGGCAAGUUCUUCUCCAACGGCUUUGACCUCAGGUAUGCUCAAGCUGCUGGUUCAGUUCAAGGUGCUAAGGAUAGGCUUAUGAACAUGGUACAGAUCUUCAAGCCGUUAGUGGCUGAUCUUAUCUCCCUUCCAAUGCCCACAAUAGCUGCCAUCACGGGCCAUGCGGCUGCGGCCGGCUUGAUGCUAGCCUUGAGCCAUGACUAUAUCACAAUGAGAUCAGACAAGGGGGUGUUGUACAUGAGUGAGCUUGAUAUAGGAAUGACUUUGCCAGACUAUUUCAAUGCCAUAUUUAGGUCAAAGAUCGGCUUGCCCUCGGCUCGGCGUGCAUUGCUAUUGAGGGCUUCCAAGGUGAGGGCGGAGGAGGCGGCGGGGAUGGGAAUCAUAGACUCGGUUCACAGUAAUGGGAUGGAGACAUUGGAGGCUGCAGUGCGACUAGGGGAGGAUUUGAGCAAGAAGAAGUGGGAAGGGAAGGUGUAUGCUGAAAUAAGGAAGUCAUUGUAUCCUGAACUUUGUGGCAUUUUGGGAUUGAAAGAUGAAAAGGUUCUGCCUUCACGGCUUUGACGAGCAAAGAAACUACAAUUCGUGUUUUCCUGGUUCACCGGAGAUUCUUAAAGUCUUGCUAUUUGUGUCUUUACUUCAACUAAUUACAGGGCUUUGGAUGAGGCUAAGCAUGAAAUUGAAGAAUGAAUUUUCUUGGAAUGACUGUCUUAACCCUUAUGAGACUCUUUUGUGCAGUUUGGAAAGCAAACACGAGACAGAAGGACCAUUUUGUUCAACAUAAAGAUGCUAUCCGUACUACUUUUUGUUUACUCUGAUUUCAAUAAUGUAAAAUGUGAGGAAUACUGCAUAUGUUAGAACUCAUUAUAGUAGUAUAAUUAUAGAUGAUAUGGUGCUUCUUUUGGCUUGCUUUUGAAGCUAGCAACGUGACCUUCCAAUGUUAUUGAA
Messenger RNA from Coffea eugenioides, 1185 nucleotides. Its product is annotated as enoyl-CoA delta isomerase 2, peroxisomal-like. Gene Ontology annotation, molecular function: delta(3)-delta(2)-enoyl-CoA isomerase activity; enoyl-CoA hydratase activity. Gene Ontology annotation, cellular component: peroxisome. NCBI's taxonomy places the organism in Eukaryota, Viridiplantae, Streptophyta, Magnoliopsida, Gentianales, Rubiaceae. The transcript is spliced from 2 exons. Bases 82 to 801 code for a protein of 239 amino acids. The record is from RefSeq and is a predicted model, not a curated record. Gene Ontology annotation, biological process: fatty acid beta-oxidation.